Messenger RNA from Rotaria socialis, 1119 nucleotides. The record is from the annotation of a GenBank genome assembly. Lineage: Eukaryota; Metazoa; Rotifera; Eurotatoria; Philodinida; Philodinidae.
AUGACUGAAGUGCAUUCGUUUGGCAACCUACCAGUAAUUGCUCAUUCUUGGAAUAAAGAUCGAACACAAAUAGCCGUAUCAUUAGGUAAAAAUGAUGUUCGUAUUUAUCAAAAGAAGGAUGGUAAAUGGCGAUUGAUACAUACAUUAUCGGAACAUUUAUCUCGUGUGUUAGCAAUCGAUUGGGCGCCUCAAUCAAAUAGAAUUGUAUCAGCUAGUGCUGAUUAUAAUGCUUAUGUUUGGUCUUUUGAAAAUAAUACUUGGAAACAACAAAUGGUUGAAUUACAGCGAACAAGUAGAGCCGUAUGUUGUGCCAAAUGGUCACCCGAUGAAAAUAAAUUUGCUAUUGGUUCAAGUGAUAAAAACGUUGGAAUAUGUUAUUAUGAAACUGAACAAAGAUUUUGGGCAGCAGAAAUGAUAAAGAAAAAACCGAAAUUAACUGUCACGUGUAUCGCCUGGCAUCCAAAUAAUCAAUUGCUUGCUGCUGGCAGUUGCGAUUAUCGAGUUCGAAUCUAUUCGGCUUUCGUUAAAACUGUUGAUCGUGAGCCGCAAGUUUCUAGUUGGGGAAAAAUUACAAAUACAGGAGAACUGCUACACGAAUUUCAAUCUGAAUCGGGCUGGAUUCAUGAUUUAGCUUUUUCACUAUCGGGUGACAUUCUUGCAUGGGUAUCACAUAAUUCAAUUAUAUUUGCUGUGUCAGCAAGAAAUCCAGCCGAAAUUACAAUGGAAAUUACAAAUUAUUUGCCAUUUCGUUGUAUUCUUUUUGUUAGUGAAUCAACAAUGAUUGUUGCAGGUCACGAAUUUUCUCCAUUGAUUUAUAAUUAUGAUGAACGAAAAGGUACACUUAAUUUUGUCGAGAAACUCGAUCAGCAAGAUGGAGUAGUUGGAAAACAAGCGAUUAACGAAGAGACUGAAUUUUAUACGCCAUAUCAGGCAGCUCGUCUAUUUGAUCAAGCAUCAAUGCAAACACAAACACCUGAGCCGGUAUCGACGCAUCAAAGCAUGAUAACACAACUUUUACCUUAUCAAACAGAGCCUAAUUGUCUAUCGAAAAUCAGUUCGGCUGAUUUAUUUGGCCAAGUUGUUAUUUGGAAUUUGAAUGGCAGAAAAAUAAGAAAAUGA